UUCAGGGAGAUCUUCGUCAAUCACCACCCGGACGUGAUCCUUACCUACAUGCGCGAGCCGCAUCGCAAGUUCGUGGAACGGAUCCAUCGCGAUUUUCCGGUCCAUGGCGCGGUCGCAUUCUACGAGGUUGCUGAGAUGCGCACUCGAGCCGAUCGCAUCGUGCAGACAACAGGGUUCUCGAAGACAUCCGAUGAUCUUCUGCGAGUGGUGCAAUCGGACAGCAAGGUGUCGAUCGCCUCGGACUCGGACGUGAUGGAUCGACUUCACGCCUUCUUCAUCGCUCUGGAGUACCUCAACAUUUGCGAUUUCACGAUCGAGGCGGGCCCCCUCAAGUACCUCUCGGAACUGGAAGAAUGGCGGCACGACAACCGUGGUCUCGCAGUACUCCUGGCGGCCGAUUCGCUCAUCCGUAAGAAGGAAGUGCUCACACACCACAAGCAGCUCUGGAACGAUGCUCGCUCGACUGCAGAACUUGAGAAGUUUCGUCAAGCUGAGCACGAGGUCUCCACUCCAACGAAGAGGCCGCGUUCACGUUCUCCGCCGGCUGCUCUUACACCGCCGAAGAAUGAAGCUCGGUCUCGCAAGAACAAAGCUCGCCGCGACAGAAACAAAGCCUUGCUCAAGAAGUUUCGGGAGGAGAACAAAGAGAAGGACCAGCAGCCGAAGUCCACCGUCAAGCUCACGGAGAAGGUGGAAAGAGAUCAACGCGUUCCAGAGAAGGAAUGGAAAAAGAUCAUGUCUUUCUCCUAUACAGUACAGGCGCUCGCAGAUGUCCUUUCUACAACUGUUCGCUGGGGUGUCGGUUCGGCGAUCAGCAAUUUUGCGGAUCCGCCUGUGGCUUUAUUUCCUGCGGCGACUGACGCUCUUCAAAAGGAGCCGACAGCUGCUCAGUUUUGCUCGCCUCCUCCAUGGGAGCGCUGGUCUGAGGUGCCUCGUGAUCCAGAUUUGGUCAAAGCUCUUGGUCCUUGGUGCCUCGAGAUUUUCUCUGGCUCAGCGGGCAUUUCUGCUCAAUGGCGACAACAAAAUCUCUUGGUGUUGCCGCCGAUCGACUUGACGCUUUCAGCUCACGUUCGAGAGUCAGUCGAUCUCCUGGAUUUCGUGAAGCUCCUGUGCAGGAUGGGGGCUGUGACCUUCUUGCAUCUCGGCACCCCGUGCUCUUCUUUCAGCAUAGCUCGCUCUCGACCUGGAGGCCCGCCGCCGCUUCGCUCCCGCACGGAGCCGCUGGGGUUCACCACAAGCUCGCAGGCUGGUCAAUGGCAGAUCACCCUUGCUAACGAGCUGCUCUUUCGCUCACUCGAGCUCUUCGCGGCUGUGGUCCCACAGGUGCAGCAGCUCAAGCUUCAGCCUCAUCUUUACAACGUGGAUCUGGACCAGUGCCAGUUCGGCUCCAGCUUUCGCAAGCCGACCCGCUUCCUGGUCAGUGACGCUCGCUUCUUGGCUUUGGCUCGUGCCUGUGACGGUUCUCACCAACAUGCUCCUCUCAAAGGUCGACUACGCUUGCCUUCGCGGGAGGUCGUGUUCAUGACAAGGCUCGCGCAGGAGUAUCCCAUAAAGCUGUGUGAGCUCUUUGCCGAGAUCACCCACUCGGUCGUCUUUGGCAUCUUUCCUCAGUUCAAGUCUUCCUUCGAGCUCAUCGCCCCCAAGACAGAUCGACAAGCGAAGGCUCGGCGAGGAGACUCCAUCUUACAGAACAUCAAGACGAUCGUCGGUGAACCACAUUGUCUUCAACAGCGUCGACACGAUCGUCUUGCAUUUUGGCGACAGCGUUCUCACGCUCUCUUGCCGGACACGGAUCGAGAACUCCGAAGCAUCGCAGAUCCGUCUUUGCGCCGUCUUCUCCUUGGAGUUCCUGACUACGUGGAUCUGCAGCUCGGUUCUUGCACUCACGUUAAGCUCUAUGACGAGCUCUUCGAGGCCGCAGGAUCCCCAGAUCCGCUCUUGCUCAAGGGCAUUCGCGACGGCUUCCCGAUCGUCGGCAACAUCGAACGAUCAGGAAGGUGGCCGCCGUUCUCCAAGCCACAACAACCGGUGCCAGUUCAGGAUGCUCUGGAUCGGGCCUGGGAGUUUCGUUCAAAAAUUUUCCGUCGUUGUAAUGCCGUUCCAGUCUCGGACAAUCUCAGGUCUCUCUGGAAAGCGACGAUGGAGGAUGUGCUCGAGGGCUCGACUGUCGGGCCUUUCGGUUCCGAGGACGAAGUGUCCGAGUUCUUGGGCUGCUCUGAUUGGAUCCCUACGCAGCGCUUCGAGGUAGUUGCGAAGAACAAAGUUCGAGGAUGCGAUAGCGCUACUUCCAACUUGAUCAACAAGACCGCGGUGAUCACCGAGAAGCUCCAGCUCGUGUCGACGGACCUCAACGUAGCAGUUCUGCGCGAGCUGUGGACACGCAGGGGCGAUCGCACUCUGGAUCCCGAGGAUGGCGUACCGAAAUAUUUCGUCAUGAUCGGGCACUCCUUCGGCUUGGUCGCGGCGGUCUACAACUACAAUCGCCGCUCGGCCUUCAUUAAUGACAUCUUAGUCAAGAUCUUCGAGAUGGUCGCUUUCAACUUCUAUGAUGCUAAGUAUGGGUUCGAGACAGAGCUCACCGCUCCUUCGGCAAAGAUCGCCGCGGAAACCGUGCAUUUCUUGCUGGAAGCUCUCUUUGACGAGAAGAAGUUGCAGCUCUCGGUUGCCCCGGUGAUCCUGGGCGUAACGUUCAACCUGCAACAGCUCGUCUUGGAGAUCAAGGAGCAGAGAAAGCAAGAGCUCCUUGACACGAUCGACUCCGUGCUCGAAUCCGGCAUCCUUGUCGGUCGUGCUUUCUUCCGACCACUCUCGGAGCGACGGUACAUGGAGGAUCUUCACGGCGAUCGCAUGGAUCUCAACCCGGCGAUCAUUCGAUCCUUGAAGUACUGGAGGAGGCUGAUUCAGUUCGGGCCGCCUCGUGAGAUCUCGCUUCGAUCCGAGAAGCCGUCAGAUGUGGUGAUCUUCACGGAUGGCUUCACCCCGGAUCAGCGGAAAGAGGAGAUGGGCCCCGAUCGGGUCGGUGCGGUCAUGUUUGAUCGCAGAGCUCCUACACCGAAGCAGUUCGCGGAGGUGAUCCCUCGCGAGAUCUCGGAGAAGUG
Molecule: messenger RNA, 3098 nt
Organism: Symbiodinium necroappetens
Lineage: Eukaryota; Dinophyceae; Suessiales; Symbiodiniaceae
Source: the annotation of a GenBank genome assembly